This is a messenger RNA of Populus euphratica (Euphrates poplar), 865 nucleotides long. RefSeq lists its product as uncharacterized. Gene Ontology annotation, molecular function: nucleic acid binding; zinc ion binding. The annotation marks the transcript as partial. The transcript has 5 exons. The record is from RefSeq and is a predicted model, not a curated record. NCBI's taxonomy places the organism in Eukaryota, Viridiplantae, Streptophyta, Magnoliopsida, Malpighiales, Salicaceae.
GAUAGCCAGCAUUAUUUUCCGAUUUUAAUUUCACUUUCUAUGGAUCUUAAUUUGAAGUGUGGGAAGUGCCAUAAAGCUGGACACUACACCAGGUCUUGUGACAAGAUCAGUCAUGUUGGAGGGAAUUCAAAGCUUCCAAAUGCAAGUGAAGCAAUAACAGAGAAGAGGACUUCUUCCACACAAUCAACCGUCCAACAAGACAGCGAAAGGAGUGAGGCCAGUGGUGUUGCAACAAAGACACCUCAAACAACUCCCAGCAAUUCAAACCUACUAGAUGCAAGUAAUGCAACGAGCAAUGAGAAGACUUCAGCAAUUCAAUCACCUCAUCCCCAGCAAGGAAGCAACAGGGACGAGGCAGAUCGCGUUGGUACCAGCAAACCUAGGAACAAUCAUCUUAUAAGAAAAACAACUGCCGUCGGAGGUAAUUCGAAGGUACUUGAAUCAAGAAAUACAACAAAAAAGGAGAAGACGACUUCUUUUAGAUUGACUGUCCAACAAGGUAAUACAAGAAAGGAGGCAAAUGGUGUCGCUACCAGCCCAUCUUGUAACAAUGGUCCUAAACCCAAAAUUCCCAGCAAUUCAAAGCUACUAAAUGCAACUGAUGCUAUGAAAAAGGAGAAGAUUUCUACAACCAAAUCAAUUGUCAAAGAAGGUAGAAAGAGAAAUGAGUCAAACGGGGUUGGUACUAGCACACCUCGUAGCAAAGGUCCUGGAAAAACAACUAAAAGCAAGUCGGAGCUACCAAAUGCGAGUAACGUAGCAAGGAAAGUGAAAGCUUCUGUCCAACAAGUUAAAAAAAGGAACGUGCCAGCCGAUAGUAGUAUCCUGCCUAAAAUAAACCAAAAGAAGAAUGUAUAUAACCAUG